GAUCAGAAUGUCAGAGGGGCGGGACCUCUGGCUUUUUCGUUCAAUGGGUUUUGAGAAGGAGACCAGAAGAGAGGACGCGAGGAGUAUAAAAUUGAGAUUCUCCCAUUGUUGCCAUUUAUCAACAUUACGUAUUGAUAUUGCACAUUAGCUUGUAAAUUGUAGACUAUUUACUCCACACAGAGAAUAGAAAUCUGUAAUUUGGACUAGACAAGAUGGCCAGCUGCAAUUUUCAGUCGCAGUUGUUAUCCAUUAUGGAGGUAUUAGCUAAAGCAGCUGUAGCAGAAAUAAACAAACGUGUUGAUGAUAGCUGUGCAGUUAUACGUUUGGAAAUGACCCAAAGCCAGCAAGAUAUUGAUGUUCUGAAAAGGAAGUGUCAAAUGAUGGAAAGCGAGCUGAAGAAGACACGAGUCAGGAGAAAAGAGAGAUCUUCAUAUCCAGUCAAGAUUGUUUUGAACAAGCAAAGGAGUAAAUCACAGUGGAGAGAUGGAGAGAUGGCUGUUGAAGAGGACUCUCAAUCCCAGCCUACAGAUGUGGAGCAGAGAGCAGAGACUGAACCCAUACUGAUCAAAGAUGAGGAGACAGCAGAGGAUUUGUGGAAAACGGACCCUCAGGAAGAGCUCAGGAUCACUGGAGAGGAGUCUGGUUCCAAGGCUGGACAACCACCAUCCUUUGAGCAACGGCGCUGUGACGAGGACUUCAUCACACAACCCAACAUAUCUCCUGAAGACUCCGUGGAACAUUACCCCAAUUCUGAUGGUCCAGAGGAACCAGCCACACCCCGGCUCACAUCUACAGACGUGUUCAGCACAGAGCAGCACGGACCAGAUGAGGACUCACUAGAGCUAGUGAUGGUGAAGGAGGAGAAAGAGGAGGAGCUGGAUCAGACCACGGCCCUGGCAGGACCUGACCAGUUUGUCAUGGAUGAGACUGAUGGGCAGCUGUGGACCUCUGUGGAUCCAGGCAGAGACACUGACCCUGAUGGCCACCCAGAUUUCUCCUUUCAUGGCGUAGAAGAGUACUCUCAGAAUAUCUCUAUUUUCCCAUCUCACAGUGGGCUACCAUCCCUUCCUACUAUGAUAGAUGGUGUAGGGCCAUCGGUUCACUCUUCUAGGGGGAAAUCACAUGCUAACAUGUUCAGUGCAGCACACAUGAAAAGACAUGUCAGGACAUUGGCUGAUGAGACUAGACAACAGAUGCCAGAAGGACAGAGCAGCGAGACGCUGAAUUCAAAUAAUGACGGAAAUAGUUUAGAUCUACAGCCAAGGCAGCAUCAUUACAGGGCUUCAGAAGCAACAGUGAGAAUGAGUGAGUGCAUGACAGGGUCAAACAUGGCCACCACCUCCACCUUCUCUGGAUACAGCCUGAGUCGCAGUAGUUUUAACAUGGUGAAGAGAAUGAGGACUCAGUGGAGGUCGGGCGGCACCACUGAGAGGCGUUUCAGCUGCACCUUCUGUGGGAAGAGCUUCCAGCGUUUCAGCCAGCUCAAAGAACACCUCCGAAGUCACACCGGAGAGAAACCGUACACCUGCGAACAGUGUGGCAGGAGUUUCACCAAGCAGUGCAACCUGAUCAGACAUGCUGUGGUCCACAGCGGGGAGAAGCCCUACGAGUGCACACAGUGUGGGAAAUGCUUCACCCGGCGCUCCAGUAUGAAGUCACAUCAGAGAACUCACAUAGGAGAGAGUCCAGUGUCUCAAAAUGUGGUACCCGCAUACCCUGGGGAUCCACACACAAGUUUGAUGUUGUCUCAGACCAGAUGGAACAAAUAGUAACAUAAUUGUAUAAUUCUUUGGUAACAUUUUCAAUGUGAAAAUGUAGGCAGAAGUUAUUUUGAGACAUUCUGACAAGCUUUUCCUCUAGAUUUUUUUGACUGUUGACUGCACCUCACUUUCAUUUUCACAACCUAUUUACAACUGCUAACAUUGUGUAUUUGUACCACAAUAUCAUAAAAAAGAGUCAUUUAGGA
Salvelinus fontinalis (brook trout) is the source of this 1966-nucleotide messenger RNA. Its product is annotated as zinc finger protein 263-like. The coding region runs from base 213 to 1769 and encodes 518 amino acids. The transcript is spliced from 4 exons. Gene Ontology annotation, molecular function: RNA polymerase II cis-regulatory region sequence-specific DNA binding; DNA-binding transcription factor activity, RNA polymerase II-specific. Gene Ontology annotation, biological process: regulation of transcription by RNA polymerase II. The record is from RefSeq and is a predicted model, not a curated record. Lineage: Eukaryota; Metazoa; Chordata; Actinopteri; Salmoniformes; Salmonidae.